Messenger RNA from Salvia splendens (bonfire salvia), 1656 nucleotides. RefSeq names its product ABC transporter E family member 2. The record is from RefSeq and is a predicted model, not a curated record. NCBI's taxonomy places the organism in Eukaryota, Viridiplantae, Streptophyta, Magnoliopsida, Lamiales, Lamiaceae. The coding region runs from base 1 to 1626 and encodes 541 amino acids. The transcript has 9 exons. Gene Ontology annotation, molecular function: ATP hydrolysis activity; ATP binding.
AUGUCACGGCCGCAUAUCGCCUCCGGCGAGGAUACAGUCCAUCGUUUUGGCCCUAGCUCCUUUAAAUUGCAAAGUUUACCAGUACCGAGAGCUGGCCAAGUUCUGGGCCUCGUGGGAAAUAAUGGCAUUGGGAAAACUACUUCACUUAAUCUUUUGUCUGGGAAAAGGAAACCUAAUUUGGGACGAUUUAAUACUCCUCUCGAUUGGAAUGAAAUUUUGCAUCAUUUUAAAGGAACUGAGCUGCAUAAUUACUUCACCCGUGUUAUUGAAAAUAAUUUGAAGGCUACCAUCAAAGGCCAGUACGUCUAUUGCAUGACUGAUGUUCUUCAAGGCAACGUUGGGCAACUUCUUUCUCGGAGAGAUGACAGGGAUAUGAAACAAGAACUUGCUGCUGACCUUGACUUGCUUAAAAUUAUGGACCGUAAUUUGGGAUAUUUAUCAGGUGGAGAGCUUCAGAGGUUUUCAAUAGCUUUUGCUGCUACACAUAAUGUAGAUAUCUAUUUGUUUGAUGAGCCAUCAACUUAUCUUGAUGUUAAACAAAUAUUAAAAGCCGCCCAAAUUGUCAGAUCCUUGGUUCGACCGAAUAACUAUGUGAUUGUGGUAGACCAUGACCUUAGCGUGCUUGAUUAUUUGUCGGAUUUCAUAUGCUGCCUUUAUGGGAAACCUGGUGUAUAUGGGGUAGUUACUCUUCCGUUCUCUACCAGAGAAGGAAUUAAUAUUUUCCUGACUGGAUUUGUGCCAACCGACAAUCUUCGUUUUAGAGAUGAAUCUCUUACGUUUAAGGUUGCAGAGACUCCACAAGAAAGUGAUGAGGAAAUCGAAACAUGUGCAAGAUACACGUAUCCAACCAUGACUCUGGUUCAUGGAAGAACAUUCAGGCUCAAGGUCGAGGAGGGUGAAUUCACCGAUUCACAAAUUAUUGUGCUGCUCGGAGAAAAUGGGACAGGAAAGACAACCUUCCUACUUCCUAGAGAUGCUGGUACAUUUGUUGCUGGCCUUUUGGAGCCUAGUUCAGUAAGAGAAUGUGAUGUGGAAAUUCCUAAGUUCAAUGUCUCUUACAAGCCACAGAGAUUCGGUACUGCAAAUGAGUAUACCGUUAGAAGUAUGUUCCUUUCAAAAAUUCCCCGUUCAUGCAUGGAUCCUCAGUUUGUAUCCGAUGUGAUGGAGCGUCUAUCGAUUGAAAAACUGAUGGAUAAAAAGCUUGCAAAUCUUUCUUGGGGAGAAUUACAUAAAGUUGCCCUCACUUAUUGUCUUGGAAAGCCAGCUGAUAUAUAUUUGAUAGAUAAACCGAGUACAUAUCUUGACUCAGAGCAACGUAUCGUUGCUUCAAAAGUCAUAAAGAAUUUCAUACGUCGUGCGAAGAAGACUGCGUUUGUUGUGGAGCAUGAUUUCACCAUGGCAACAUACCUUGCUGAUAGGAUGAUUGUGUGCGAGGGGAAGACAUCGGUUGAUUGUGUUCCCGAUUCGCCUCAAUCAGUAUUGACCGGAAUGAAUCGCUUCUUAUCUUAUCUGGAUGUCACACUCAGAAGGGACCCCGAAAAUUUUAUGCCGAGAAUCAACAAACACGAGUCGAUCGAGGAUCGGGAGCAGAAGUCCUCUGGAUCUUACUAUUAUAUGGAUGACUAACUUGCUUAAUGGUGCCGCCUCUUGUGCACG